Molecule: messenger RNA, 21751 nt
Organism: Pelobates cultripes (western spadefoot toad)
Lineage: Eukaryota; Metazoa; Chordata; Amphibia; Anura; Pelobatidae
Source: the annotation of a GenBank genome assembly
CCGCCAUUUGUGUACACCCAGAUAAAGCUUGAAAUGAAGCUAAAUUCCAGUAACUUAAAAUCCACGCCGACAGGUCUUUCACUUCCGGUUGGUGUAUUUAUCUUCCGGGAGAAGAGAGACAAGGGGGCAUGACUGUGAUAGUACUGGGUAAUAUCAUUUAACAACUACCUCUCCUUCUAACCAACUAAUACAUCCCCUCUGCCAUAUCACCACUUCCUUCACCUCUGCCACAUCCAUCACCCCUUCCCUUACCAUCUCUGCCACAUCAUCCCUUCCUUUACCCCUCUGCCACAUAACCACUUUCUUCACAUCACCCCUUCCUUCACCCCAUUUUCAUAUUGUCCCUUCCUUCACCACCUUUUCAUAUUGUCCAUUCCUUCACCCCAUUUUCAUAUCGUCCCUUCGUUCACCCCUUUUUCAUAUCGUGCCUUCGUUCGCCCCCUUUUCAUAUCGUGCCUUCCUUCGCCCCCUUUUCAUAUUGUCCCUUCCUUCACCACCUUUUCAUAUUGUCCCUUCCUUCACCACCUUUUCAUAUUGUGCCUUCCUUCACCCCAUUUUCAUAUUGUCCCUUCCUUCACCCCAUUUUCAUAUCGUCCCUUCGUUCACCCCCUUUUCAUAUUGUGCCUUCGUUCACCCCCUUUUCAUAUUGUGCCUUCGUUCACCCCCUUUUCAUAUCGUGCCUUCGUUCACCCCCUUUUCAUAUCGUGCCUUCGUUCACCCCCUUUUCAUAUCGUGCCUUCCUUCACCCCCUUUUCAUAUCGUGCCUUCCUUCACCCCCUUUUCAUAUUGUCCCUUCCUUCUCCACCUUUUCAUAUUGUCCAUUCCUUCACCCCAUUUUCAUAUUGUCCAUUCCUUCACCCCAUUUUCAUAUUGUCCCUCCCUUCACCACUUUUUCAUAUUGUCCCUUCCUUCACCACCUUUUCAUAUUGUGCCUUCCUUCACCCCAUUUUCAUAUUGUGCCUUCCUUCACCCCAUUUUCAUAUUGUCCCUUCCUUCACCCCAUUUUCAUAUUGUCCCUUCCUUCACCCCAUUUUCAUAUCGUCCCUUCCUUCAUCCCAUUUUCAUAUUGUGCCUUCCUUCACCCCCUUUUUAUAUCGUGUCUUCCUUCACCCCCUUUUCACAUAACUCUUCAUUCAUCCCCUCUGCCACAUCACCUUUCACUCCCUCUGCCACAUUACCUUUCACUUACCCCCUUUUCACUCCCUCUGCCACAUUACCUUUCACUUACCCCCUUUUCACCCCCUCUGCCACAUCACCCUUCAUUUACCCCCUCUGCCACAUUAACCCUUCCAUCACCCCAUUUUCACACCACCCCUUCCUUCACCCCCUUUUCACAUUACUCCUCCCUUCACCCACUUUUUCACCUCACCCCCUCUGCCAUAUCACCUCUUUUUUUUUAUUCAUGCCCUCUGCCAUGUCUCUCCUUUCUUCACCUAACUCCUCUCUGCCAAAGCACCCUUUCAUUUUCCUCACUUCAUCUGCUACCUUACCCCUUCCUUUUCUUCACCACAUUUGCCACAUUACCUAUUUCUUCUCCUCAACCCCUGUGCCUAGACUGAUGACAUUGCCGAAGAGUGAUUUGACUGAAUUUGGGGCGAUCGUAUGUUCGUCCAAAUUCCAUAUCUCUGAAGCCCCAUAUGAGUUUUUAAUCAAGCAAACUAUGUUGCACCAUAACAAUAGAUGAUUAAUGGGGAAAAAGGAUGAGUGAUCGCGGGUGGACAGACAUUAAAUGUUAAUACUUUUCCCAGUUCAAGUGAGAACUGACCAACAAAGGAGGAAAAAUUAGUAACUGUAAAGAAUGUAAAUGUAUAUAUUAUGUUUAAAGGGACACUAGUCACCAAUGCAACUUUAACUAGAGCAGUUUUAGUGUGUGUCAUUCCCCUGCAGUUUCACUGCUCAAUUUGCUACCAUUUAUUAGUUAAAUCACUUUCUUUACACAGCCCUAGUCACAUCACCCAGCAUGUGACUUGCACAGCCUUCCUAAACACUUCCUGUAGAGUCAUCUAAUGUUUAUACUUCCUUUAUUACCAAUUUCAUAUCUCUUGCUCUGUUAAUAGCUUGCUAGACACAACAGGAGCCUCCUGUGUGUGAAUUAGGUUCAAUUUACAGAGCAAGAGAUAAAAGCUUUUAAAGUAAGUUACAUCUGAUUGAAAGUGAAACCAUUUUUCUCCAUGUAGGCUGUGUUAGACAAAGGGGAGAUGUGGUUAGGGCUGCAUAAAUGGCAGUGGUUUGAGCAGUGAAACUAACUAGGUAUGAUCUAUAUAAAAAGUCUUCUUCAUUAAGCUAAAGUUGUUUUUGGGACUAUAGUUUCCUUUUCAAAUAUAUACUAUAGAUUUAUUUUUUUACUGCACCUCGUCUAUUUUUGUCUAUUGGUUACUUUUUUUUCAGUUGAUCGUUGAACCAGGGCCAGACUGGGAAAAAAAUUCUGCCCAGGCAUCUUUUAAUCACAGUGGCCCACUAAGAAGGGGGCGGGGCAGAGAGGGUGUGUUUUAUCAUCACCAAUGACAAACACGCCCCUCUCAAAGUGAGCAUGUUGGUUCAAUGCUCUUCCAGGGCAGACUAUGCGCAGAGCUCUGCUAAAGAGCUCUAGCAUGAGAAAAAGGCCCUGUAUUUGUUCUGCACAGUGCAAGCAAAUGUAAUAACAUGCUUGCACUGUGUUUCCUUGCAGCUUGUCUCUGGUGCCUCUAAUAAUGGGAUACCAGGAGACAAAAGGGCCAGAAAAUAGUAUUGUGCAUGUGUUUGGAGCCUGCUUGUGGGAUUGCGUGUGUGUAGAGUGAGCUGAUUGUGGUGUGGUAUUGUGUAAUAAGGUUGGUUUUAGUCGUGUUAUGUUUGUGGUGUAAUGCAUGUGUGGCUAGGGGCUGUAGAGAGUGUGUGUAUAGGGGAUGCAGUAUGUGUGUGAGGAGUGCAGUGUUCAUGUAAGGGGUGCUUUAGUAUGUGUGUGUGUGUAUAUAUAUAUAUAUAUAUAUAUAUAUGUAUUGUGUGUGUGUGGUGCAGUGUGUUGGGGGGGUUCUGUGUGUGUGAGUGAGGGGUGCAGUGUGUGUGAUGGAUGCUGUGACUGUGAGGGGUGAAAUGUGUGUGUGUGUUGCUGUGUAUGUGAAGGUAAUGUGUGUUUGUGAGGUUGCUGUGUAUGUGAAGGUAAUGUGUGUUUGUGAGGUUGCUGUGUAUGUGAAGGUGCUGUGAGAGUGAGGGGUGAUGUGUGUGAGAGUGCCUUGUGUGUGAGGGUGAUGUGUGUGUGUGAGAGUGUUGUGUGUGAGGUAUUAUAUCCCCCCUCCCUUCUUACCUUUAGCCUGGGAGGGGGGGGACCGUGCUGCCAUCCCUGGUGGUGCUAGUGGUGUGUAAACUCUAGCCUGCGAGGCUAAAGUUCACUCUCGCAAGAUCGGGGAGUUGCCAUGGGUCUCGCAAGAUAGAACUCCACCGGGUCCUCCUCUCCCUCCCGAGCUGCAUGUCUGUGCAAGUGGACUGGUGAGGGAGAUCUUUCAUCUACCCACUGGCCCGUCAUGGAAUACUGCAGGGCCAGCGCUCAGAUAGCGCAGGCCCUGCAUGGACCGGCUGGGAUGGUCCUGUGACCUCCCCUGCCGGCCUCAGCCCAUGGCCAUUGCGGCCCACCGUGCGUUUGCCGGUGUGCCCGAUGACCAGUCUGGGCCUGCUGUGAAGCACUUCUAGUAGACAUCUGAGGAGUGGCCAGUGGAGGUUUUCUCUGAAAAGACAGUGUUUUCUGCAAAAAUCCUGCAGGGACUGACUGUACUCACCAGAACAACUUAAUUAACCCUUUAAGGACACAUGACAUUUAUUCCAGAAAUGUGGUCCUUAAGGGGUUAAGCUAUAGUUGUUCUGGUGUCCCUUUAAUAUGAUUUGAUUUUCAUCACAUAUUAUGUAUAUUAAAGGGAUACUAUAGUGCUGUGUUCCUGGCACUAUCACUCCCCCGUGUCCCUCACUCCCGAUAAAUAAAGGGUUAAAAACCAUGUAUUUACUUAACAUAUACCAGCUCCAAUGUCCCUCAGCGCUGGGCCGAACCUUUGCCCCCUCAGACGUCCGAAGAGCGGGCUGUAAUGCGCAGGCAUGGCGUGCACAUUAGACCUCCCCAUAGGAAAGCAUUGAAUCAAUGCUUUCCUAUGGGGAAAAAUCUGACUCUGGAGGUCCUCAUGCAGAGCUAGAGGACGUCCUGCACCAUAUACCGGACUAAAGGUCUGUUUCAAAGCAGGAAGCCCUUUAGUGGCUGUCUGGUAGACAGCCACUCAGGUCAGGGCAGACUUAGAGCUGCAAUGUAAACAUUGCAGUGUCUCUGGAACUGCAAUGUUUUACAUUGCAGCACUAAGUGCAAAAGGGACAGUGCACCCAGACCACUUAAAUAAGCUGAAGUGGUCUGGGUGUCUACAGUGUCCCUUUAACUUACAUACUUGUAAGUGUUGUUUUUAACUUUUCUUUUUUUUUUUUUUUUUUACUGUAUAUGUAUUUCCCUGUAAUGUACAAAUCUAUCAUCAGUGCAUAUUUAAAUGCAUGCAUAUAUUCCUUAGGUGUAUAUCUACUUAACUUUUUUUUUUUUUUGUAUUUGGGCAGUGGAUUGUUCCUUUGAUUUUAAAAAUCACUUUAUUUUUUAAACAAUUCACAUUGCAGUUAAUAACCAUGAAUCAGAGAGUUGAUUAUAGAAAAGCAUUUAGAAUUGGAUGAAUAGCAAAUGGAACAACUCAAAGACAGGAUUAUUGAUGACUAAGUUUAAGGGACACUGUAUGCACCCAGACCACUUUAGCUCAUUGAAGUGGUCUUGGUGCAUAUUCCCAGGUGCCUUAACCCUACAAUAAGAAUUAUUGCAGUUAUUGAAAAAUGGUAAUAAUUACUAUCCAGGGUUAACUCCAUCUCUAGUGGCUGUCUACUAGACUUUUGGUUGCCUAACUGACGCUGGACGUCCUCACGAGGACCCUUCGGCGUCACCUGAAAUUCCAUAGUAAAGCGUAUAAUGCUUUCCUAUGGGGGAAUCCCUAAUAAGAGCGAGCUAUUGCCGCACAUGCGCAUUAGGUUUACCCCACAGGCUGACGUUAAUGGGGGAGGAGCGGAGGUGGGGUUAGAGAUAGCGUUGAGGGACUUUGGCUCUGGACUCAGGUAAGUGACAGAAGGUGUAGGAGGGGGGGUUCACUAUAGGAAGCUAUAGUUCCAGAAAAAACAACAACUUUGUUUUCCUGGCACUAUAGAUUCCCUUUAACGCACACGUUGUUACUACAUCUUCCAAGUACGAUGAGAACUGAGACUGUCACCAGAUUAUGGCAAUUUAAAAUACCAAUGGCAACAUUAAUGAAAAAGUCCUGAUUUAAGUUAUAGUUGCGUGGCUAUUUCUAAUCUAUUUUUUAAAGUUUUAUUUGGAUUUCUGUUUGCUCAAUUUCAGAGUUUAGUAAAUAAAACCGGUUAUUCUAUAGUUUGCCACUACAUCGCCCUGGCAUUGAGCUACACUAAUUGCUAUGAAAUAUUAACAGAAGGGAAAUGAACACUCGGUGACUGUAACACAGGACUAACAUAUAGCCAAGAUAACAACACAAAGGACUUAGUUUCCGAUUUUAGUGUGGUCAUUAUGAGUUCAUUUUAGACCUUUUAUGGUAUUUUUUAAAACACUCCAGUAGAUGGUGCUGUUGGUCCUCCUUGACUAAAUAUUUUUUUGAAAAAUACAAGUGUCCGAAAUUUAGCUUCACUUUAUAACCAUGUUAGUACAUAUUGAUGAUAAGUAAUGUUACCUAGUAAUAAUAGUUUUUAGAACUAUAGUGUAUGUGACUAUACUGUUGAAUGAGGCAUGAAAACGCUAACCAAAGUCUUUUAUUGUAGUUUUACUUUAAUAAUUGAAAAUAUAUAUUGGGUACAUCUUUUUGAUUAUUUUAAUUGUAACUUUUAAUUUUUUCUUAUUUUUGCAGUGCAUAAGGAGUUAGCAGAUAGGCUUGACGUGCCCCAACAGCAGUCCUCAAGCAUUCCAACACGCAUUACGUGUGGGGUAUAUGAGACACAUGCAAAAAAUUGUAUUUCAUUAGAGCAUUAUUGUUAAGCAGAAAAUAGACUGGUUAUGCUAACUGAAAUCAGUUUGGGAUAUAAUGAUAACAGUAAGCUUAUGUUAAGCAAAGUCCACCUGUCCAGGUAGUGUAGUGAGUUUAGUGUCUGGUGUAUCCUAUGAGAGGUCGUGUAUGGCAUUGUAAGAAAAUGCAGGAUAGCAGACCUUGUGUACUGGCAAUGUAAGGCAUUGCACAUAUCGUGGUGAGAUCACUGGACAGGUUGCGAAGAAGUGCCGUCCGAUCCGGCACCGUCUGCAAUAUAUUUUAGAACAGAGUCCUGUGUAGUGAAGGAGGUCGCGGACUGCGGGAAACCAAGCUGGCUCCUCUGGCCGCUUCUCCGGUCAUUCAUCCGAUGCCCCUAUUGGGGUCGCUUCUCAAUUGUGGGCUCAGUCCAUAUUGAGGAGCACUGUAGCGCUGCGGAGACGGGGUUCCCCUCCAGCCCCGGGGUUGCUGAAGAGUCAGGACCCUAAUGCCAUGAACCUGGUGUCCUGUGAGGUCCAGGGUCUGCCUGUAAGGGAUGGUGUGGUGGGUGCUGCUUAUUGCCGGUGCAAGUGUCCUGUUGCGUCUUGUAGCCUUCCGCCUGCGUGGCCGAUACUUGCGGGUGGAAACCUUCUUGGCUCUCAGCCCAGGUGGGUAGCAUGUGCUGGUUGUGGAAGCUGGGGACAAGUGUGCACCCUUGGGAGGUUUCCCACUCCUUCUUUUGGCGCCAUCUUGCUCUCCCAUUGUUAGUAGUUGUAGGGCCUGUACAUGCCGUGCUCGGUCAGUUAGCUGUGCCCAGAGUCUGUCGAGUAUCACAUCCAGCGUAUCUGGUGCCAACGUGCUGGGGCCCGCUGUGUCAUGCUGCAGUGAUUUCAGGCUGCGUGUAGAGGAGCAUUGUGCGUCUGCCAUCUUGUUUUCCUCCGCUCCGGUUCGUCUCAUGAGUAGUACAAUGUACUCUGGGACGGGUUACGCUGUUGCAGCUCAGGUCGGCAGGGAGUGGGGCAACCCCCACCGGUCCAUGGAGGGGGGCAACGAGUCAUCAGUCGGAGAACUGGGAGAGCGGCUGUCUCGUCCCAGCUCAAGCUCCGGUAGGCCCUAAGCCUCUAUUGAGUUGCUUCGAUGCCGUGCCGGGUCUUGUGCGGUAUCUCCGUGUACACCGUCGGCUGGUGAGUAUUUUGGUCACUGAUAUGGGUCAGUGUCUGCUUGUGGCUCUCAGUUAGCGCUGAUUUUCAGGCUAAGAUGCGGGAGCUCAGACGAAGCACAGCUGAUCCGAUCAGUGGUCAGGCUCUGCCCCCCGGUUACUUCUUUCUAAACUAUAUAUAGAAUAUUUAUUCAAUUAUAAUAUAAUCUAUUGGUAAUGCACAAGAAGUUUGUUAAUUAUGCAAACUUAAGCCUCUGGAUGAUGGAACUGGGUGCCUCGAUUUAUGCUUAUUAUCCAGACUUCCUGCCUGGCAUUAGAUUUUUUUUUCCUGCUUAUUGCCAGUGAGGUUGAUGUUGUAUAGUAAUCUAACACACAGACGACCCUACUACAUUUGUUAGUGUAUAACAGACGUUACAUUUACAGAAACACUAUAACAGAACACUAUGGUUUAUUGUCAAUCUACAUCCAAGGAUCAUUUGUGGGUAGCCCUGUUUUUAAUACUUUUCUCACAUUGUGAUUUAUGGUUGACAUACUCAGCAUUGUAUGUAGAGUAUUUAAAAUGACAAAUCACUGUACGGCUGUCAUUAAAACAACGAACAUUUGAAGAACAAAGACGUUCUGUUGAUGUGUUGGUUUGUUUUUAUUUAUUUCCAUUGGAUGUGGGGUUCAGUGCCAUACUCGGACACAAUAGGCAAAAGGUCUUCGUAAGUUAUCAGUACUGAUAAGAUAAGCUGUACUUACUGAAGCUUUGGGAGCUGAACAUAAGGCUCCUCUUGGGCUGCUCUCUGCUACUUCCUUUGAAAGUGGAGGGCUCUUUGCACCAUCUGUUGUGAACUUACAGGGCUGCUCUCUCCCACCUGCUACAUUCUUGUGGGGCUCCUUUCCCCCAGCUUCUAUUUUCUUGUGGGCAACUCUCUCUCUUCUCCUGUGAUGGCCCUAUCUCUCUCCCAGAUACUACCUACACUUGGGAACACUCUCCCCCAGCUCCUGAAAGCCCCUUGCCAUGCUGUCUGUCUUUGCCAGUUGCUAUCAUUCGCUCUAUUUUAGCACUUUGCCAUUACCAUAACACUUCUGCAUAUAUCCUAGAUUUAACACCUCAAAAAUGGACACCACCGAGCUACGAAAGCUGCGCAAGAAACUGCGACAAAUUGAAGUCCUUGAGCACCUUCCCAGGGAGCUAAAUGCUAGUGAGAUGGCAAAGGUUAGAUAUGGUGUGUGUAAGAUUGCCUGAGCCAUGUGCUGGUGAUUUCGAAUGUGUACAAACCAUGUGUCUGGGACCUUCAAUAUUUUCAUAACUUGUCUGAGCCCUGUGUUGUGUCUGUGUGUGUGUCUGAUCACUGUGUGGUGUCUGAGCUCAGUUUGUGAGUCAACAUCUUCUAUGUAUGGGAGGCCCUAAGUACCUGCACAUUACUUGUAAAUAGACAAAAAUAUAGGAAGCGCCAGUGAGCAGAUAAACAACAAAUCAAAAUAUUAAAACAGUUAAAGAUAAAAAAAUAUAUAUAUAUAUAUAAAAAAUUGUAAAAUUACAGGUACCUCAAUACAAUAAAAGAGUCUCUAAAUGUCUGGAUAAGUAUUAGUCCUUCUUCAAACUUGAUAAUCACAGAGAUGCUCAGGUUCCAUGGGUAUAUGGGAAUCUUUUUGAAUCCUUCACAAGUCACUGGAUUCUCCUAUCCUCCACUGUGUUAGCUGUUUCUUUUGUAUUGCGCCAUAUUCCUUGUUUUUAUUACCUGGCAUCCUGUUUUAACUUCUCCAGUGAAGAUCGCACCAAGAAUCCCAGGUGGGGAUUAUACCACCCAUGCUGAAAAAACUGAGCGGGCUAUCUGCUCAGAAAAUUGUGAGUACGCUUUUAUCUGUAUUACUCCUGGUUUACUUCUUUUAUACAGUGAGCACUAGUGUUGCUUUUUAUUCUCUUUCGGUGUUGCAUACAUCUGGCUGCUAUGACAUCCAUCGACUGUACCUUCCAGUGAUACCCUAUUAGUGGGGGACUAAAACCACUACAUACGCACUACACUAGAGCUGGUUUGAGCUCUAAUACAUGUGAGUAAAAGAUCUGGAUUUCUCCUAUAUUUGCGCACUUUAUUGUGGACUUAUUGCACUAUUGAAGUCCUGUUGCUUUUCCUUCUUACAUAUACCCAUGGACCCUGAGCAUCUCGUUGACUAUUAAUCUUGAAGAAGGACUAAUACUUAUCCAGUCAUUCAGAGACUUUUUUUAUAUCUCAUUUUAAGCCUGCUAUUAUUGUAUUGUAUCUGUAUUUUCACAAUUUCUAUCUAUUUGUUAUAUAUACCUGUUUUACUAUUGUGAUUUGUUGUUUAUCUGCUCACUGGCACACUCUAUAUUUAUGUCUAUUUACAUAAUUGUUUAAUGGUUCUUGGAGAGAAUUUCCCUUUUUAUAUAGCACUGCCCUAUCUUUUAUUUUUUCUACCUGCACAUUACUUGUCCACAUUUCUGUCUAUCUGUCCACAGGUGUCACAGAAGUUGGAGUUGAGAUGUCUCGUGGAGCAGAUUUUGUCUCAUAGUAUUGGAGUAAAUCCUGUGGUUGAGCAUGCGCAACAAAAUGAAGAUCACAGGUAUAUACAGUGUACCUAAAAAUAUUCAAAGUAAAGAAACCCCCAAAUUCAUCAAAAUGAAGACGUCUUAUUCUGGAUUAUUUGUGCCCACUACUUUGUGUUGUCAUUCUAUCUUAAGCUGUAGGUUAGAUAUCAUUCUGUCCUUUGCCAGCGGGAUACCAUUCUGACCCCGGCCAGUGGGAUACCAUUAUGCUUAUAGGAUGCCAUUCUGCUGUCUGUGUUAUUAUCUCUAUUAUCGUUUAGAUUUCAGUCUGCAUGUGGGAAAUCACUGGUCCCUCUGUCUCUAUUCCAUGUGGUACCAGUUGGAUCCCUGUAUACUGUUCCCUGGGAUAUCAGUCUCCCCAUUGUAUUAUACUUGAGUUUUACAAUGGUUUAAAUCAAAGUAUAUAAUUAGUGAGAUGGGUUGCUAUAGUGAUUAGACUUGGGAUGAAUUGUAUCAGGACAUUUCGAAACAGAUGGCAUAGGGAGAAUAAAACAGAAUAAAAGAGUUUGUGCAUGUUAUUGGUCCUUGAUUUUACGUGUUCUUUGUGUGUUUGACUUGCAGACAGCCAGACUCUCCUCCACAACAUGUCACCUCUAAACAGACACAAAAGAGUCCAGGUACGAGUUUAAUGUAUCUCUAUUUACUGUACUGUGAUAUGUUGGAAGGUUUAACAAGAAAAGCAAGUAAAUGGUCAGGUAUUAUUUCAGUGAGAAAACAAAUAUCCCUGUCUCAACGGAAACUGAUGUUAAAUUAUUUAUUUUUAAUAUAAAAUGAUAUAAAUAUAAAUUAUGUUUGUUAAUUUGCUGUAUAAUAGUAUAGAAUACAAUUAAAAGAACAUUCCAUUGUCCAAAUAUAAACAAAACAAUAUUUAGUAGAAAUACCCCUAAUUAAAUCUGCUGUCUGCAGCUUUUGCAAGCAUUCCGCUUCUAACCCCGCCCAGUUUUUCUGUGGCUGUCCAAUCACAGGCUUCCCAAUGCAGCUCAAUGACAAGUCGUUCAAGGCAGGUGCACUGAGCAAUUGCUGCCUCUUGAGUUCAGCUCCACUGAGCUAACUAAACCAGGAAGUAAAAGGACUGGUUGUCUGCCGUGGGGGGAAGUAGGUGUAACAAAGUUCUGUUAUGAAAGUGCCCAUUUCUAUUGAAAUCUGCAAUGUUUCGAAAUUGAAAAAAAAGAGGACACACUCUUCACAAAUAAAGCAUUUCAGCAAUCUAAAGUGAUUGAGGGGUCUAGAGUGUCCCUUUUAGGACACAUAUUAUUCAUGUAUUUGAUAACCCUACUACAAUAAUAUGCAAUAUUUAAAGGAAAUCUGUAGUACUAGACACACAUUUUGCCGUUUUUAAAGAGGAAGGUUAUAUUUCAGGUAAAAGGUAAGCGCUUGACAUGUUGCCAUUUCUGGAAAUUCCCCCGUUUGGUAUCCACCGUCACGCUCUGUUACCAAUGUAAAUGCUAAUAAUUUAAAUAGUAAAUCUCUGCAAAUGUGUUGUCAUUGUUUGUAAUGCCUAAUGGUGUUUUCUUCUCUGACACUGUUAUUAAAGUAAUUCUGUUACCCCACAUACAGUCAAACUCCCACCUCAGCAAUGAAAAAAAUGUAGAGGUAAGCAGGUGCAACCAAAGGGGGGCCUAAUGUACAUGUGCAGCGAUUGCAGCAAUCUCAUUAGGACUACCCCAUAGGAAAGCAUUAAAUGAAUGCUUAUCUAUGGGGUUUUAGCUGACUCUGGGUGUCCUCAUGUAAAGCGUAAGGACGUCCAGCAUCACUUAGCGACUAAAAGUUUCCUAGCCGCUAGAGGCACUUCCUGGUGGUUGUCUGCAAUUAAUCAGUUUGCAGGGUUAGUGGCUAACAGUUUAUUAAUAAUUGCAAAAAUAACAAUUGCAGGGUUAAACUGACAGGGGCACUGCACCCAGACCACUUCAAUUAGUUGAAGUGAUCUGGGUGCCUAUAAUGUCCCUUUAACUGAAAUUGAUUAGCAAUGUAGUAUAUCUUGGGCCGGAUCUCAUCAUUUGAGUCACAGGUGAGUGGAGAGCAAACCAUAAUGUAUUCUUAUUAUGAUGUUAUUUAUAUAGCGCCAUCAAAUUCCGCAGUGCUUUACAAUGGGUGGAUGAACAGACAUGUAGUUGUAACCAGACAAGUUGGACAUGCAGGAACAGAGGGUUUGAGGGCCCUGCUCAAUGAGCUUACAUGUUAGAGGGAGUGGGGUAAAGUGACACAAAAAGGUAAGGAUAGUAUUAGACUAGUGACAGUUGCAGAAGAGGAAUCAGUCGGGAGCUAUUAACAGUUUAAUUGAUACGCUUUUAUGAAGAAGUGGGUUUUUAACGAUUUUUUGAAGGAGUGGAGACUGGGUGAGCAUCUAACGGAGGAGGGAGUACGGAAAGAAGAUAUGCACUAUACAUUAAUAUGCAGGAAAUAUGGUAAUUGUGUGAUUAACCACAAUACCAGGACAAUGUGCAGUAGGGAAUUAUCUCCCCGGCAGUCCUAUAGUAAUGUUUUUUUUUUUGUUUGUUUUUUUUACACAUCAUCUCCUUUAACCUCUCCUCUUACAGUUCACUACCCCUAAAACAUCUUUACUUUGGCUUUUUUGACCCUCCAUUUUUUUUAGAGUCCUUUCCUUUACAAAACUCCAAGUACCUUGUUCAUCGAUUGAAAGGACAUGAUGAUCUGGUGACGUGUGUCAUUGUACAUGGUCCAUGCAUAAUCUCUGGGAGGUGAGUUAAACAAAAGUUGUAUUAUAAUUAGUCUUUAAAAUGCAGGGAGGAUCUCUGUUAACAAGGACGCACUGUAGGGUUUCUUUAUUUAAAUCCCCUUCCAUGUAGAAUCUUAACUGGUUUACCUUCACAUGAAUUUAUCUCUCUCUCUCUCCGUCAUCCCAGCUAUUUGUUCCUUGCUCCAUACUCUUCCAUUCCUCUCGUCUAUUUUGCUCUAUGCCUUUUAAUUUCAUUCCUUCCAACUCACUGUGUACUUGGCAUCCUCCAUUUUGUCCCUCUCUAAAUGUAGCUUUUUUUUUUUCAUUUCUCUCCAUGCCAAUUUUAUGCCAGUGUCUGAAGCUUCUUUCCAUUCUCUCCAUCUCCCAGUCACUUUGGUUUCCUUUAUUUGCUACACCGCAUUGGCCUCAUCCGUUCUGUUUUUUGUUUGCUUUUUAAUUUGUAUGUCGGACCCAUUUCCGUCCAGUUGGGACACUACAGUCCGGGUGUGGGAUAUCCGCUCUUGCUCAGAGCAGAAGACUCUGUGUGGUCAUACUGGAGCUGUCAAUUGUCUGGCAUUUCUUCCCUUGAAAGAAGAUACAUUAGGUAAGUUUUGAACUAAUAUAAGUAAGAUCAUAGGAGGUAUGUUUUUAGUUUGAGGGCAUAUUCCUUGAUUCUUAAUGGUUUGAACUUGUUCGACAGACCCUGAUAUCUGGCCACCGAAUGAAGAGUUUGUCUCAAGUGGAUCAUCAGACUGCAGCAUCAGAGUUUGGAGCAUGACCACAGGUAAUUGGGACAUGGAAAGGUUUUUGGGGGGACUGGGAUAAGUGGAGUGAUAGGAAUGUUGGAGAGAGGGAUGUCUGAUGAUGAGGAAGCUGGCUAUGAGAGAGAGUUGAGACAAAUGAGGAACUGCACUCAAUCCCAUAAUUCUGAGCCAGGGUGCAACUAGACCUGGACCCAGCACCAGGUCCCAAAUACCAAUAUAGAGAAAGGUAUAGGCACUCAAAGGUACAGUGAAGGCAAAAUUUAUUGGAGCCAAAUAACCGGCAGCUCCAAGCUGCUUGUUAUUUGGCUCCAAUAUAUUUUGCCUUCACUGGACCUUGGAGUGCCUAUACUUUUCUUGUUUCUCUAUAUAAGAGAGAGGUGAUGACAGUUAAGCUGAUGAAAGACUGCUGAGUGGUGACUAGGAUGGAGCAAAAGGGGCUAGUAGUGGUAUAGAUGGGGCUCACACUGCUGGAAAGGUGAGAUUUGGAUACCUGGAUAGAUAAGCUUAGACUGCAAAUCCUGAUAUGUAGGUGGCUUUUGACAGGGAACAUGGAUAUGGGGAGGUGGCAGGUAACCGGUAAAGGGAGAAUUUUGCGCUGAAGAUUUGGUGCUUGGAUUUGAAUAUGAUCAGGUUAGCAGAGAUGUCAGGCUAGGAGGACAUCUGGUAAGAUAGGGUCUGGGAUGCCAGCUGAUCGCAGGAGUGGGGAGAUAGGAGCUGGAAUGGCAGAUGGUGGCAGGAGUUUGGAGAUGACUAGGAUUCAGUGGGUGGCAGAGAUGAAGUAGAUGUUGAAUGGGGUGUGGAUGAUAUUAGGACUGGGGUAAAGGGGGGCUGGAUAAUGAAAGAGUUGCUGGAGAUACAGCCAAACGAAAUGACCGGCUGGUGAUAAGGAUGAGGAAGAUCUGUUCCAAAGAUGAGGCUUUUGUAGAUUUGGUUAUCAUUCUCCGUCUUUUUUCAGGUCGGCCUGUUUUCAGCAUUUACACUUUUUCUGAAGUUUCAUCACUUGUGUACAGUCCCAAGACACCAUUUCUAAUAUCGGGAUCAGGUGAGUGAUAUUAUCCUAUGUUGGUCCGUAUUCCUGAUGCUAAUAACGCACAGAUAUACUCAGUACCACUAUUUACCACGUCCAUUUAAGGCAAAUGCCUGUGAACACUCCUGGACUCCUUGUCCAGCUAAUUCAUAAAACAUGAAUCAUAUUGGCUAGAUAUUGGGGGUAGUGUAAGAUAUUCAGUAACAAGACCUCAUAACUACAUGAGCAGUUUAUCAUCCUUAAGCUAAAAACAUGGCGUGUAAUGUCUUGUGUUCCAUGUUUCAGAUGGUGGAAAGAUUGAUGUUUGGGAUCUUCAAACAAAACAGAACGUGCAUUCAGAGCGAGCUCACGGAGAUAGAGUGACAUCCUUGCAGGUGACAUGGACGAUAGCCUUUUAGCCGACUGAGUAGAGUAAGUCAAUUACUGAUCAGACUAGACACUAAUUGUGGUCACUUUAUAUUUAGUUUCACUCUGGGCUGCUGUUCUCCGGAUCUUCUGAUGGUUCUCUAAAGGUUUGGAAAUUGUCCUCUUCCGGCACCUUGAGUCUUGUACAUUCCUGUGACGAAUUGAUGUCGUCUCUGCAUGGACUACACUCCAUUUGUAUCACUGGGGAGAAAGCAUACAUAGCCAGCCAAGGAGUGUGUGUAAAAGCUGUUACGUGGAAACAAGGUAGACCAAAAUACACUAAAAAGGAUUAUAAAUAGUGAUGUCCCGAACGGUUGGCCGUGGUUCGCCGCGAACAGUUCGCCACGGACUCCAGUCAGCAGACACAUUCCAGCCAAUCAGCAGCAGACCCUCCCUCCCAGACCCUCCCACCUCCUGGACGGCUCACUAAGAAUGCAGCUUGAAAAUGGAUGCUGUCCAGGAGGUGGGGGGGUCUGGGAGGGAGGGUCUGCUGCUGAUUGGCUGGAAUGUGUCUGCUGACUGGAGUCCGCGGCAAACCGUUCGCAGCGAACCAUUCGGGACAUCACUAAUUAUAAAUACUAUAGGGCAGGGGUGCCCAAAAGAUAUAUACCCUGAUUAUUUAAAACUACAGCUUCCAAGAUGCUUUGUCAUUCUAAAGGCAUUCUAACAGCAUGCAAAGCCUCAUGGGAGUUGUAGUUCUACAGCAUCUGGGGAUCUACCAUAGGUUAACUAUUUAGGCAUUUGGGCAGAUAUCUGUGUGAUGGACCAGCAUUUAAUAUCAUUAAUAUAGCACACCUUUUGUUAUAUAAAGGAGGUAUGACUGCUAGCUGUCAAAGGUGGAAGUUUCAGUUCCAGCUGGAACUUUUCCCUGAAUUCCCUAUAUACUUGUACUUGGUAACAGUGACUUUAGUGCUACAUUAUGCUCCGAUCUUGGAUAACAUUUAUGGUAAGUAACUACUGGAGUAGUAUAGUGCUCUUAUGAACUACCCCAUAUAUUGACAAAUACUGUAUUGUAGGUGCAGGUAAGGAGCUUAAAUAUGCUGUAAUUAAAGGGGAUGAUGCACAAGCGUAUAAUGUAAUGCAAAUGUGGAAUUGCAUUUCAAGCAUGGCUUAAAUCAAGAGCCUUACAGUUUGCCUGUUUCAGUAUGCAAACACUCCAUAAACAUCUACAGCCAUGCAAAUGAUGGCUGGAGUGAAUGUCUAGCACUGUGCUCUGAGAUCAGGUUAAGCUCCCUGUUGGAACAGCCCAUCUAGACAGAGGCAGACUUGAUUUAGGUGUGUUGGUAGCAAACUGUCAAUGAAUACAUUAUCACACCACAUUAAAACUUCUAAGUGGAAGCCAUGAUGUGAAACCAUGCCUUGAAUGCAUUAUCACGCUAAGUUAAACGCGCUUAGUGCAUCCCACGACAUGAAGCCUGUCAUCACACGGCCAUACAUUAUCACGCUACAUUAAAGAGCUUAGUAUCUAGGCCAACAAGUGCGGUAUAUAACAGAACAUGACUCAUGGAGGAAAUCUGCAUAGUUAGAGCUCAGCAUAUCACUAUUAAGUGGGGAACUUUACAGUCAUGUCAAGGUGGCCAUUCUUUCUAUUACUAUAAUAAUAAUAAUGCUAUGCAAACUACCGAAUUUCACGGGUUUCAAAAUUCCUAGUAACCAAACUCAAGUAAAGUCUUUACCUUUGCAGAAUGGAUAAAUGAAAACUUUGCAACACCUCUGAAGUGUGAAUACGUUUUUAAUCAAAUGCCCAACUAAGAGAACGUGGCAACCGUAGCAAACUUGACCUUUAUAUUAUGUCUGUUACUUUAUUUUUGCAGAGACAAAUUAUGUUUACUCUCCACUGUGCACAGUGCAAACCAGCACAUGUUUUACCUGAUGCCAAGACCGUUCAUAUCGAUCAUUUCUGCAAAGUUUCUCAAGGUUAUUCACAAAAACAAAUAAAUCAGGAAUUGAAUAGGGAAUUACAAAUUUUAGAUUAAAGUGUCCACGCUGGAAAAACAGUGGCAAAGGAGAAUAUUUCCAAUUCAGCUACAUUGGCUUAAAGUUUGGAAUUCCCAAUACUUCCAGGUUAGCACACGUUUCAUCAUACAAACACUAGAACAGGGACAGGCAACCUUCGGCACUCCAGAUGUUGUGGGCUACAUCCCCUAUAAUGCUGGCAAAGCAUCAAUGGAGGUGUAGUGCAAAACAUCUGGAGUCACGAAGGUUGCCUAUGCCUGCACUAGAACAUAAUCUAAUUCACUUUUCUAGAUCCUCCUGGUGAUCUGCUCUAUAGAAUGAACACAGUGCUCUAGAUUAAUGAUUUAUAAAGUGCUCUCACUAUUUGUAUCCUAAUUGUAGGGAAGAUUGUACCAGUGAUUUGUAAAGUGCUACCAAUAGCUUUCUACAUGUCUGUCCCUCCUCUAGUUGAAAUCUUUACCGUCCCCAUGUACAUUCUGCAAGUAUAUUGACACCCAGGCAGAACUGGAACAAAACAGAGUGUUUUUGUUCUCAUUGUACUCCAUAUAACGUCUUUCUCUUGUAAUUUCUCUUAAACAGAUCGUCUUAUCCGUCUGUCCAAUCACACCUCUGGCACUGGGUUUGUUGAUGCCGUGGCUGUUACAUCUGAUGAUCUCCUUGUUGCUUCUGGGUUCAACGUUGACCAGGGACAAGGGUACUUAAAUGGUUGGUAUUGUAUUGGUAUUUUUUUUAACAUUCGUGAGGGGCAUUAGCUGAUUUGGCUGAUUAUACUCUGUUUUCUGGUCUUGCAAAAGCAGCACAAACGAGUACAGACUGGGAUAGAAGGAAACCUAGACUGAGUUGUGAUAUCCAGCUCAGACUGGCACAUUGAUCGUAUAGUGUGAAAGCUAGAUGGGUGGUACACUAACCAGUGGGAUUAAUUCCUACCUCAAAUGGGCACAAUACAGAUACCCAGGUCAAUGAUACACAAUGAUCAGACAGUGAGGGUAAUUCCCAACUCAGACGAUACUAGUGAUACUUAGAUGUGCACAUCCUGGGUUUGAAUAUGUCUAAUUUUUUAUGAUUUAGAGAUUUGUUUCUUCAGUGGUGUUUUCAUUUCAGUGAAUGCUUCUUUGUUUCUCUUUGCAGUUCGCAAUGCUAAGACAGGUAAUUACCUAGGAACUCUCUCACAUCGUGAUGCUCCACGGCUCCUGUGUCUAGCUGUUUCUCGCGGUUCUGCGGGUCUUUGUUGCUGGGUGACCGGAGGGAGGGAACUCCUUUUGUGGGAGGAGCAGCCCAAAAAAAGGUUGCUGGAUGGGUGAGUGUACCGUCAGUCGUUAAUGUCCAUCAGUCAUCGUCUGUUUAUGUUGCGCUGGUUUAUUUCUUUUUUUCUGUAUAGAAAGUCACGCUCUCCCCUGGGUCUGUGUUUAUAUAGAGGAAGAGUCCUCCUCUGCCAAACAGGGGGUGGCUGUUUUUCGUUAAGGUAACCAAUCCCUAUUUGUUGUUUCAGAGACACCAUCCAGUUUCAGUUCUGUUCUGGAUUUCUUAAUUCUGCUCCAGAUUCUGAAUCAGAUGAUGAAGAAGGUAAGAAAAGUCCUAAUUUCUAGAACUCUGUCUCCCUUCAUUGAAUUGCAUUUACAGCUCCAACGCAUAAUGCACUACUUGUGAAUGUAAAUUAAAUUUACCAUAGACCCUCACAGUAUCUAGGAUAGUGUGUGACUUUAUUAUAAAAAGUCAUAGAUUGUGUAUUUUUUACAAGUAUCUAGGAAGACCCCACAGGGUGAUGUAGCCCCAGCGAUGGAAUAGCUUAGUAUACUAUCUCUAGAAUGUUUUUUUUUUUUUUGCUUUAAUGCUCUGCCCUACACAGUGAAACCUGAUCGAAAUGAGGUGACUAGAAUAAGAGGUCCCUUCUGGGUUUUCAACCACUUUACCUUACCACCACCACGGAUUUACUGACUUCUCUGGGCUAUAGAAUGUUACCUCAUACUUAGUCUCAGGAAAUUCCUUGCUGUAAUGUCCACCGUCCAAUGUAAAUGUGUUGUAACUGUCCAUGGAGAUGCUAACUUGUGGAUUGUAGAUCCAAUCCCAUCAGUAGAGGCAGACCCUCUCAAAAAAAACAUAUGAAAUAAUAGUCUUUGUUUUAACUAUCCUCUGCCCUUCUUUGUAAUCCCUAGUCAAUCACUAGCAAAAGAAUCCUACAUCUUUAUUGUUCUCACUGUAUAGAACCCUUUCCUUUGCUAUAGGAGAAAUCUCCUUUCUUAACACUAAAUAUGUAAAUCGUCAUCUGUAUGGCAUGUGAUUGAUUGUUAAGUGCCCAUCAAACAAGCAUGGUUGACAGGGCUUAUUAACAGGAGACCACAUUUGCAUACAGUGAAGGACAGAUGUUAGGUGAGAGAGCUCACUAGCUAUAGACCUUCAAGAAGCCAACAAAAACUACUUCUAAACACUCAAGGAAAACACAUAAAACAAAAAGACUUAGGACAACUAGAGUGAAAGUGUGGGUUUAAAGGAAACCACAAAAAAGGUAAGGGACUGUCUGAAAACUAGACAGUGAAACACACACAAACUUGGAUAGAAGGAACCCUAGAUUAAGAGCUUAUAAUGACCCACACAGACAGGGAUAAAAGGAAACCUAGACUGAAAGCUCCCAAUUGCCCACACACAGACAGGGAUAGAAGGAAACCUAGACUAAGAGCUCAUAAUGACCCACACACAGACAGGGAUAGAAGGAAACCUAGACUGAGAGCUCCCAAUGGCCCACACACAGACAGGGAUAGAAGGAAACCUAGACUGAAAGCUCCCAAUGGCCCACACACAGACAGUGAUAGAAGGAAACCUAGACUAAGAGCUCAUAAUGACCCACACACAGACAGGGAUAGAAGGAAACCUAGACUAAGAGCUCCCAAUGGCCCACACACAGACAGGGAUAGAAGGAAACCUAGACUGAGAGCUCCCAAUGGCCCACACACAGACUGGGAUAGAAGGAAACCUAGACUGAGAGCUCCCAAUGGCCCACACACAGACUGGGAUAGAAGGAAACCUAGACUGAGAGCUCCCAAUGGCCCACACACAGACUGGGAUAGAAGGAAACCUAGACUGAGAGCUCCCAAUGACCCACACACAGACUGGGAUAGAAGGAAACCUAGACUGAGAGCUCCCAAUGGCCCACACACAGACUGGGAUAGAAGGAAACCUAGACUGAGAGCUCCCAAUGGCCCACACACAGACUGGGAUAGAAGGAAACCUAGACUGAGAGCUCCCAAUGACCCACACACAGACGGGGAUAGAAGGAAACCUAGACUGAGAGCUCCCAAUGGCCCACACACAGACAGGGAUAGAAGGAAACCUAGACUGAGAGCUCCCAAUGGCCCACACACAGACUGGGAUAGAAGGAAACCUAGACUGAGAGCUCCCAAUGGCCCACACACAGACUGGAUAGAAGGAAACCUAGACUGAGCUCCCAAUGAGAGCUCCCAAUGGCCCACACACAGACUGGGAUAGAAGGAAACCUAGACUAGCUCCCAAUGGACAACAGACUAGAAGGAAACCUAGAAUGAGAGCUCCCAAUGGCCACACACAGACUGGGAUAGAAGGAAACCUAGACUGAGAGCUCCCAAUGGCCCACACACAGACAGGGAUAGAAGGAAACCUAGACUGAGAGCUCCCAAUGGCCCCACACAGACUGGGAUAGAAGGAAACCUAGACUGAGAGCUCCCAAUGACCCACACACAGACUGGGAUAGAAGGAAACCUAGACUGAGAGCUCCCAAUGGCCCACACACUGACUGGGAUAAAAGGAAACCUAGACUGAGAGCUCCCAAUGGCCCACACACUGACUGGGAUAGAAGGAAACCUAGGCUAAGAGCUCCCAAUGACCCACACACAGACGGGGAUAGAAGGAAACCUAGAAUGAGAGCUCCCAAUGGCCCACACACAGACUGGGAUAGAAGGAAACCUAGACUGAGAGCUCCCAAUGACCCACACACAGACUGGGAUAGAAGGAAACCUAGACUGAGCACUCCCAAUGGCCCACACAGACUGGGAUAGAAGGAAACCUAGACUAAGAGCUCAUAAUGACCCACACAGACUGGGAUAGAAGGAAACCUAGACUGAGAGCUCCCAAUGGCCCACACACAGACAGGGAUAGAAGGAAACCUAGACUGAGAGCUCCCCAUGGCUGAUACACAGACUGGGAUAGAAGGAAACCUAGACUGAGAGCUCCCAAUGGCCCACACACAGACUGGGAUAGAAGGAAACCUAGACUGAGAGCUCCCCAUGGCUGAUACACAGACUGGUAUAGCAGGAAAUAGUAUGUAAUUUUUGAUUUUAUGUUUUGCAGAGUUUGAUCUAUGGGAAGCUGAUGUGAAGUCAGCACCUUUCCAGAGUGAGAGUCAAGGCUGGCAGUGGUGUGUUUUGGUAUAGAGAUCGCGUUAAUCACCUCUAUUAAAUUACACUCAAACUUUAUUUUAUUAAAAAUAAAACUGUUGAAACACAGAAUAAUGUGCAGAUAUAUACACAAUAAAACUGAGUUUUCCUGUUGGUGCAAACAGACAAACAGUCAUGAAUUGAAGCCCUUUGUCACAUUGCUCUGUUGGAGUCACACUGAUCUAAUUAGAUAUAUAUCCUCCCUACACUGAGAUAUAGACAGAAAAGGCCAGUGAUUAAGUGCUAUUAGCCUCUACACGUGUGCAAGUACAAUUAUGUACAAAUGUGUGUAACCUCUCUUCACUUAUAUGAUGUCAUACAUAUAGAGGGGAGUUCACCCCUUAGUCUCCUCUUGGUCUUGCUGCUCUCGUCAGAUAUUAGAAGAGUUACUCCUUUCCUUCUCUUCUCAUGAUCUUCCUGCCCCAGACACAAACAAUCCAAAUUCAAGGAUUCUGAGAUGAGGGGUUUUGCCUCUUGGCUUGGUUAAAUUCCUUUACCUAACAGCUUGUGCGUGUGUUUCAUACCCCCAUCAGAGUCACAUGGUCACCAUAGGGAUCCUAAAAAUGAAAGAUAAAGGAGUAGGUCAGUGCUGUAGCAUUUAGCGGUAAUCAUCCACGGGUCUCUAAACCGCAGGAGUGUAAGAAGUUAUUGAGAUAUUAAAGGGUUAAAGACACCCGUAAUGAAUGGGCAGAGAAUGGCAGGGGAUAGUAGAAUGACAAUAAUGGGCAGGCAGUGAGCAUGGCAGGGGUUUAUAGACUGGCUGUCAUGGGAAAUCCCUGAGAAUAGCAGGGGGAAACAUUGAAAAACUUGCAGAUAUGGAGA